This is a messenger RNA of Penicillium lagena, 969 nucleotides long. RefSeq names its product alpha-glucosidase. NCBI's taxonomy places the organism in Eukaryota, Fungi, Ascomycota, Eurotiomycetes, Eurotiales, Aspergillaceae. The coding region runs from base 1 to 969 and encodes 322 amino acids. Gene Ontology annotation, biological process: carbohydrate metabolic process. Gene Ontology annotation, molecular function: hydrolase activity, hydrolyzing O-glycosyl compounds; carbohydrate binding. The record is from RefSeq and is a predicted model, not a curated record. The transcript has 2 exons.
AUGAGAUAUUGUUUGGCGACAGUUGUUGGUCUCGUGCUGAGUGCCGAUGUUGCUGUAUUGGCGGCUCAUGUUAGCACACCCACGUGUCCAGGAUACAAAGCGAGCAAUGUGAAGACACAGCAUGGUGCUGUUGUCGGUGCCGACCUCACGCUUGCCGGAAAAGCUUGCAAUGUGUAUGGCACUGAUUUAGACAAUCUGAAGUUGGAAAUUGAGUACCAGACCGAAUCUCGAGUCCAUGUCAAGAUUUAUGAUGCGGCAGAACAGGUCUACCAGGUGCCCACCUCAGUUCUACCUCGUCCCAGCAGCACAAACGUCGAUCCGCAGAGGUCAGACUUGGAAGUCUCCAUCGAACAGAAACCAUUCUCGUUUAAAGUGUCCCGCAGAUCCACCGGCGAGGUUCUCUUUGACACGUCCGGCCAUGCUUUGAUCUUUGAGUCACAGUAUCUCGGGCUGCGUACUAGCCUGCCGAACUCGCCCAACAUCUACGGCCUGGGGGAGAGUACUGAUCCCAUGCGACUGCAGACCGACGACUAUAUGCGCACACUCUGGUCUCGCGAUGCGUAUCUUACUCCCCAGUUCACCAAUCUGUAUGGCAAUCAUCCUAUCUACUUUGACCACCGCGGCCGCCAGGGCACACAUGGCGUGUUUUUGUUGAACAGCAAUGGAAUGGAUAUCAAGAUUGACAAAGACGCCGAUGGUCAAUACCUCGAAUACCGCACCUUGGGCGGGGUUCUCGACUUCUACUUCCUGGCAGGUCCGACCCCGAAAGAUGUGGCGGUCCAGUAUUCCGAGACUGUUGGCAAGGCCGUCAUGAUGCCGUACUGGGGUUUUGGCUUCCAUAACUGCAGAUAUGGCUACCAGGAUAUCUAUGAGGUAGCCGAGGUCAUUGCAAACUAUAGUGCUGCCAAUAUCCCACUCGAGACGCAAUGGACCGACAUUGGUAUGCUAUAUGACUACAUGACCCUCUAA